AUGACUGAGAAAAACAUUGUCGUGGUAGGAGCCGGUGUUGCUGGUUUGACCACGGCUCUCCUGCUGUCCCAGAAUCCGCGAUACAAGGUCACCAUUGCUGCAAAGCAUAUGCCAGGAGACUAUGACAUUGAAUAUGCCUCGCCCUGGGCUGGCGCAAACUAUAUGCCGGUGUCGGUAAAGGGGACACCAGCGGAAGACUGGGAUAGAAACACCUGGCAGCCUCUUUUUGACUUGGCAAAGAACCACCCCGAGGCGGGUAUUCACUUCCAAAGGACUGAAAUCUACAACCGUAAAAAGGACGUCUCCUCAGCCACAGCUGCGUGGUUUGCUGAGCUUGUCAGUCCCAAUCCAUGGUUCAGCACCCUUUUCGACGAUUUUCGCCAAAUCCCAAAGUCAGAGCUCCCGGCCGAGAUCGAUAACGCCAACAGCUUCACAUCAGUCUGUAUUAACACUGCAAUAUACCUGCCCUGGCUCGUAUCUCAAUGUCUGAAGAAUGGAGCCAUUCUCAAGCGGGCGGUGUUCAAACACAUUGCAGACGCCGCCGCCCCUGGCGUCCAUCAUUCAGGACGCCCCGCAGACCUUGUGGUCAACUGUACCGGACUUUCGGCGGCGAAAAUCGGCGGCGUUGAAGACAAGUUGGUUGUCCCUGCUCGAGGUCAAAUUGUCGUUGUCAGGAACCCGGCACCCGCAAUGUAUGCGACGUCUGGAACAGAUGACAGCCCAGAUGAAGCCUGCUACAUCAUGACUAGGGCUGCUGGUGGUGGGACGAUCUUGGGUGGUUGUUAUCAAAAAGGAAGCUGGGAAUCGCAGCCCGACCCGAAUCUCGCAGUCAGGAUCAUGAAGCGAUGCGUCGCCAUCUGCCCCGAGCUGACUGGAGGCAAGGGCAUCGAGCACCUUGAUAUAAUUCGACACGGCGUCGGCCUCAGACCCGUGCGGGAAGGAGGAACUAGAAUUGAGAAGGAGAAAAUCAAGGGUGUCUGGACAGUGCACAACUAUGGUGCAGGCGGCGCCGGGUACCAGUCAUCGUAUGGUUGCUCCCAAGCAGCCGUGAAAUUGGUCGACCAAGUUUUCGAGGAUAGGGCCAGGUUAUGA
Molecule: messenger RNA, 1092 nt
Organism: Fonsecaea multimorphosa CBS 102226
Lineage: Eukaryota; Fungi; Ascomycota; Eurotiomycetes; Chaetothyriales; Herpotrichiellaceae
Exons: 5
Coding region: 1-1092 (363 amino acids)
Molecular function (GO): D-amino-acid oxidase activity; FAD binding
Source: RefSeq, a predicted model, not a curated record